Poecilia latipinna (sailfin molly) is the source of this 5560-nucleotide messenger RNA. RefSeq names its product host cell factor C1a (gene hcfc1a). The transcript has 28 exons. The coding region runs from base 168 to 5216 and encodes 1682 amino acids. The record is from RefSeq and is a predicted model, not a curated record. Lineage: Eukaryota; Metazoa; Chordata; Actinopteri; Cyprinodontiformes; Poeciliidae. Gene Ontology annotation, cellular component: histone methyltransferase complex. Gene Ontology annotation, molecular function: protein binding; transcription coactivator activity. Gene Ontology annotation, biological process: chromatin remodeling; regulation of DNA-templated transcription.
CGCUAGCUCGCUUCCAUUUUCCUCCGCCUCUGGUUGUCAAGAAGAUGGCAGCUUCCAGGCAGGCAUGAGAGGAAAUACUUCUUCACAAAUCGAAUGAAUUUGGAUUAUUGCCUCAAGAUAAGAGCACAUACUAGUGUUUUUGCAUCUACUGCAUCAGAUUAAAAGUCAUGUCUGCCCCUGGUUCCGCGGUGUCUGGGACCACUCCGUCGGUUCUGCAGCCGCGAUGGAAGCGGGUCCUCGGAUGGUCCGGUCCGGUCCCUCGGCCCAGGCACGGACACAGAGCUGUGGCUAUAAAGGAACUGAUGGUUGUUUUUGGAGGUGGAAACGAAGGAAUUGUUGAUGAAUUACAUGUAUACAACACAGCAACAAACCAGUGGUUUAUCCCAGCAGUCCGUGGUGAUAUCCCUCCAGGUUGUGCUGCAUAUGGUUUUGUAUGUGAUGGAACACGGUUGCUGGUUUUUGGUGGGAUGGUGGAAUAUGGGAAAUACAGCAAUGAUCUCUAUGAACUACAGGCCAGCAGAUGGGAAUGGAAAAAACUGAAAGCCAAAAAUCCAAAAAAUGGCCCACCGCCUUGUCCUCGACUCGGUCACAGCUUUUCGCUCGUUGGCAACAAAUGCUACUUGUUUGGUGGACUGGCCAAUGAUAGUGAAGACCCCAAAAACAACAUUCCCCGAUACCUAAAUGAUUUGUACACACUCGAGCUUCGACCUGGUUCUAGCGUGGUCGGGUGGGAUAUUCCAAUCACAUAUGGCGUCCUGCCUCCUCCUCGCGAGAGUCACACCGCUGUGGUGUACACAGAAAAGACGACCAGGAAGUCACGCUUGAUAAUCUAUGGAGGAAUGAGCGGUUGUCGUCUUGGAGAUCUGUGGACUCUUGACAUAGAUACCCUGACUUGGAACAAACCUUCAGUAGGUGGUACGGCACCUCUUCCACGAAGUCUUCACUCUGCCACCACAAUCACAAACAAGAUGUACGUUUUUGGCGGAUGGGUUCCUUUGGUAAUGGAUGACGUCAAAGUGGCCACACACGAGAAAGAAUGGAAAUGCACAAACACACUCGCUUGCCUAAAUCUCGACUCCAUGUGUUGGGAAACAGUGUUGAUGGAUACCCUGGAGGAUAAUAUCCCCAGGGCCCGUGCCGGCCACUGUGCCGUGGCCAUCAAUUCCAGACUGUAUGUCUGGAGUGGCCGUGACGGUUACCGGAAAGCGUGGAACAACCAAGUGUGCUGUAAAGACCUUUGGUACCUGGAAACAGAGCGGCCCCACGCUCCCGCCAGGGUCCAGUUAGUCCGUGCCAACACAAACUCUCUGGAGGUGAGCUGGGGUGCAGUCUCCACCGCCGACACGUACCUGCUGCAGCUGCAGAAGUAUGACAUCCCCGCGACCCCGGCGGCAGCCUCGCCAGUCACGAGCGCAACGCCUUCACAACCCAUCAACUCUCCAAAGAGCCCUGCACCAGCCGCUGCAGCACCCUCCGCGCAGAGUUUACAACAGACAGCUGUUUUAAAGGUUGCAGCUCAACAGGCUGCCACAGGCGCAUCUGUUGUCACAGUUCGCCCGAGCCAGCCGGGGAAAUCCCCCGUCACCAUGACGUCCCUUCCUCCAGGUGUUCGAAUGGUAGUGCCUACCCAAACCACCCAAGGAUCGCCAAUUGGAAGUAGCCCUCAGAUGAGUGGCAUGGCAGCUUUAGCUGCUGCAGCUGCAGCCACACAGAAGAUCCCACCCGCUUCUGGAGGCACCGUUCUCAAUGUUCCCGCGGGUGCCACCAUCCUCAAAACAGUGGCUGUCUCCCCAGGCACCACCACAGUGAAAGUGGCUUCUCCUGUAAUGGUCAGUAACCCAGCCACCCGCAUGUUGAAGACGGCCGCGGCCCAGGUGGGCACGGCAACCGCGUCCUCUCCCACCACCACCAGACCGAUCAUCACUGUGCACAAGUCCGGGGCUGUCACAGUGGCUCAGCAGGCCCAGGUGGUCACCACUGUGGUGGGAGGAGUCACCAAAACCAUCACCCUGGUCAAGAGUCCGCUCACCAUGGGCAGCAGCGGUACUUUGAUCUCCAACCUUGGCAAGAUGAUGUCUGUGGUGCAAACCAAGCCAGUGCAGACAUCAGCCGUCACAGGCCAGGCUUCCACUAACCCUCUCACACAGAUCAUACAGACAAAGGGUCCCCUCCCAGCCGGCACCAUCCUGAAACUGGUGACUUCUGCAGACGGCAAGCCCACAACAAUCAUCACAACGUCCCAGGCCGGAGGCACAGGAAACAAACCCACGAUCCUCAACAUAAGUGGCGUCUCACCUACUACUACCAAGCAGGGUACCACCAUCAUUAAGACCAUCCCCAUGUCGGCCAUCAUGACCCAGCCUGGAGCCACAGGUGUGACGAGCAGUGCAGGCAUGAAAACACCAAUAACGAUCCUUACCACCAAGGUAAUGACCACUGGAACGCCUGGUAAAAUUAUUACUGCCAUGCCCAAACUGUCCACUGCAGCUGGACAGCAAGGACUGACGCAGGUGGUAUUAAAGGGCGCUCCAGGACAGCCGGGCACUAUUCUGCGUACCUUGCCCAUGAGCACAGUAGGCGGUGUUCGUCUCGUUACACCAGUGACGGUCUCCUCUGUUAAGCCCACUGUUACCACACUGGUUGUCAAGGGAACUACUGGAGUCACCACUCUUGGCACCGUCACUGGGACGGUGUCCACAAGCUUGGCAGGAGCCACGGCCGACAGCUCCAGUGCCUCCCUGGUGACGCCGAUCACCACGCUGGCGAACAUCGCUACUCUGUCCAGCCAGGUGAUCAACCAAGCCGCCAUCACGGUCUCGGCUGCUCAGACCAGUCUGACUUCUUCUUCGACUCUGCCCUCCUCGACAGUGACGGUGCAGAACCAGCCCACCCAGGUUACCCUGAUCACAACCCCCAGUGGUGUUGAAGCCCAGCCAGUCCAGGAUCUUCCUGUGUCCAUUCUGGCUUCUCCGACCUCUGAACAGCCCAGUUCCACUGAGGCUGGCGCAACUGGAGACGGUUCUGGUACCGUCACCCUGGUCUGCUCCAACCCGCCCUGCGAGACGCACGAGACGGGAACUACCAACACCGCCACCACUUCCUCUGCUACAAUCGGAGCCGGACAGGUCUGCUCAAACCCGCCCUGCGAGACGCACGAGACGGGAACCACCAACACGGCCACGACGGCGUCUUCAAACAUGUCCACAUUACGUGUGUGCUCCAACCCGCCCUGCGAGACCCACGAAACGGGGACGACAAACACGGCCACCACGGCGACCUCUAACAUGGGAGGGACCCAGCAGGUGUGUUCAAAUCCCCCCUGCGAGACCCACGUGACGGGCACCACCAACACAGCAACGCAAGCUUCCUCCAGCAUGAACGCCGGCGAGACGGGCACCGUGCAGAGCGCCCACUCAAAUCCACCCAGCGAAACCCACGAAUCGGGGACCAGCGACACUCCGUCCGCAGCCACCUCCAGCGUAGGGGAGGACCAGAGCAGCACAGCAACGGGCCAGAUCCAGAGGGUCUGCUCCAACCCGCCGUAUGAAACACACGAGACUGGGACCACCAACACCGCCACCACUGCUACCUGCAGCAUGGAGACCGGUGAAGGCACAGCCACCCAGCAGACAGAGGAAGGAGCAGAAGGAACAAGCACCACAGAGGAAGCUGCUACCACUGCAGCUACUAGCGUAGCUACAACCACCCAAGGCAGAGCCAUCACCACGGUCACUCAGUCCACACCGGCCCCUGGGCCCUCAGUACCGUCAAUUUCCUCAAUCACAGAAGGAGUAAGCACCGCAGCCAGCAGCACGGAGGAGCCGAUGCAGACUGAAGAACCUGCAUCAGCAGAAGCUGCACCUGCAGAGGAGCCUGCUGCAGCCAUGGAGACACAAGCAGAAGGAGAAGCAGCAGCUGCAACGGCCUUGAACCUGCCCUCUGAGCUGAUGUCUGAGGCCCAGGGGACCACGCUGAUGGUGACGGGGCUGUCAGACGAAGAGCUGGCCGUGACCGCCGCCGCUGAGGCUGCUGCCCAGGCUGCAGCCACAGAGGAGGCCCAGGCUCUCGCCAUCCAGGCCGUCCUACAGGCAGCGCAGCAAGCUGUAAUGAAUGAAGGCGAUGGUUCUGAGGAAAGCCAGCAGCCCACCAACAUCCCCAUCAUGCUGACCCAGCAGGAGCUGGCCGCACUGGUUCAGCAGCAGCAGCAGCUACAGGAAGCUCAGGCCGCCGCGCAGCAGGCCUCUGUGGACACCAGCAUGCCUACCGAGGGCCUCGCCCCCGCCGACAGCCUCAACGACCCGUCAGUCGAAAGCAAUGGACACAACGAAAUGGCUGCCUCGGUCACCAGCGCCGUGGCGUCCCUUCUACCGCGCACCACUGCUGAGACUCUGGCUCCAUCAAGUACGUUUGCACCGUCUAUAUCAGUAGCAAGUCCGGCCAAGCUGCAGGCGGCAGCCACUCUCGCAGAGGUGGCCAACGGCAUCGAGGGAGAGAAACAAGCCCCUCAACCCGCUCCAGUGAAGCCUGUUGUUAAAAAGGAGAACCAGUGGUUUGACGUCGGGAUCGUAAAAGUGACAAAUAUGGUCGUCACUCACUUCUAUGUGCCAGGAGACGAUUCUCAAGGAGAUGACGACUCCGGCGCCGUACCGGACUACAGUCAGAUGAAGAAGAUGGAGCUGCAGCCUGGUACGGCGUACAAGUUCCGCGUGGCAGGAAUCAACGCCUGCGGGCGUGGAACGUUCUCUGAGAUUUCUGCUUUCAAGACCUGCCUACCCGGAUUCCCAGGAGCCCCAUGUGCCAUCAAAAUCAGCAAGAGCCCAGAUGGCGCCCACCUGACCUGGGAGCCGCCUUCGGUUACGUCAGGGAAAAUAAUCGAGUACUCGGUGUACCUGGCCAUCCAGAGCAGCCAGACGGCUGAGGCCAAGGCUUCCACCCCGGCCCAGCUAGCUUUCAUGCGAGUGUACUGUGGACCCAACCCCUCGUGCUUGGUGCAGUCGUCCAGCCUCUCAAACGCUCACAUCGACUACACGACUAAACCAGCCAUCAUCUUCCGCAUCGCCGCCCGCAAUGAGAAGGGUUACGGUCCCGCCACUCAAGUUCGAUGGCUACAGGAAUCUGGUAAAGAUGCCACCUCUGCAAAACCUGCCCCCAAAAGACCCGGCACCUCUCCCGAUACCAAGACUACUGGUCCAAAGAAAGCAAGGACGGACCAGUGAGGUUGCCCGGAGUCCCCUCCCAGUCUUUUUGUUGUUUUUUUGUUUUUUUCCACUGUCCUUUUUAUCAGGAAGACUGACCUUCACUCGUCCUCUUCCUUCUCAUCUCCUCCACCCCCCCGUCUCAGAUCAAAAUGGUGGCAGAAGCCCAGAUGAAAGUCAAUCUGAGACACGUUUCUGUAGAUAAACCCCCUUACUCCUCCUCCUCCUCGUUCAGUUGGUCGUAAUAUUUUUAGAGCAAUUCAAGCCUAGAAGCACAUUCUCUUUUUUCAGCUACAUCCCCUUCCUUCGUUUUAACAUCUAUUUUUGCUUCUUCUUUUUUUUUCUCUCCAAGUAGUUGAACAUUA